Cinclus cinclus is the source of this 2586-nucleotide messenger RNA. RefSeq names its product toll like receptor 5 (gene TLR5). NCBI's taxonomy places the organism in Eukaryota, Metazoa, Chordata, Aves, Passeriformes, Cinclidae. Gene Ontology annotation, cellular component: membrane. The record is from RefSeq and is a predicted model, not a curated record. The transcript has a single exon. Bases 1 to 2586 code for a protein of 861 amino acids. Gene Ontology annotation, biological process: inflammatory response; toll-like receptor signaling pathway; immune response. Gene Ontology annotation, molecular function: protein binding; transmembrane signaling receptor activity.
AUGAUGUUGUGUCAUCAUCUCCUACUUGUGUUUGGCCUGUUGCUAGCUAGUGGGGUGUGUGCAUCUAGAAAGUGCUACUCAGAAGCCCGAGUCUCCAUAUAUUUUUUCUGCAACCUCAGGGAUGUUCCACCUGUGCCAAAGGAUACAGUGAAGCUUUUCCUGACUUACAACUAUAUCAGACAAGUGACUGUGACUUCGUUUCCACUGCUGGAACACUUGUUGCUGUUGGAAAUGGGGUCGCAGUUUGUCCAUCCUGUUACCAUAGGAAAAGGAGCAUUCAGGAACCUGCCAAACCUUCGUGUCUUAGACUUGGGAAACAAUAAGAUUCUUCAACUGGAUCUUGAUGCUUUUGUGGGCUUGCCAAACCUGACUGUCCUCCGUCUGUUUCACAACUACCUUGGAGAUUCCAUCCUGGAAGAAUGUUACUUUCAAGAUUUGAGGUCAUUAGAAGAAUUGGAUAUUUCAAUGAAUGAAAUCACAAGACUUCACCCCCAUCCCUUAUUUUAUAAUCUAACAGCCUUGAAAAGUGUGAACCUGAAAUUCAACAAGAUAUCCAACUUUUGUCAAACCAAUCUUACCAGCUUCCAAGGAAAACACUUUUCAUUCUUUAACCUCAGUUCUAAUCAUUUGUACAAGACAGAAUAUGUGGCCUGGGCCAAGUGCCCCAAUCCUUUCAAAAAUAUUACAUUUAGCUCACUAGACCUUAGUGACAAUGGCUGGAGCACAGAGAGAGUCCAGUAUCUCUGUACAGCCAUUAAAGGAACUCAAAUAAAUUCUUUACUAUUUAGCACUCAUACAAUGGGUUCAGGAUUUGGCUUUGAUAACUUAAAAAAUCCAGAUUAUUCUACUUUUGCAGGACUAGGAAGAAGUUAUCUUAGAUUCUUUGAUAUUUCACAGGGUUUCAUUUUCUCUCUCAAUUCUUUAGUCUUUCAAAGUCUUGGUAAUUUGGAAUCACUGAACCUUUUCAAAAACAAGAUAAAUCAAAUCCAAAGGCAAGCAUUUUUUGGCUUGGGAAACCUAAAAAUUCUCAAUCUCUCAAGUAACCUUUUGGGUGAGUUGUACGAUUAUACUUUUGAGGGUCUGCAUAGUGUAAUGUAUAUUGAUUUACAGCAAAAUCAUAUUGGGAUGAUUGGUGACAAAUCAUUCAGGCAGUUAGUAAAUCUGAAAAUAAUUGAUCUCCGAGAUAAUGCCAUUAAAAGACUCCCUUCCUUUCCACAUCUGACCUCUGCCAUUUUAGGUGACAAUAAGCUAAUUUCUGUAUCUGACAAAAGGAUAACUGCAACACACCUUGACUUAGAAAGAAAUAGGUUGGCAGACCUAGGUGAACUGUAUAUUCUUUUCCAAAUUCGAGACUUGCAGUAUAUCUUCUUAAAACAGAACCAGUUCUCUUAUUGUAGGAAAAAUGCUAAUGUUAUAGAAAACAGUCAGUUAAUAUACAUGGAUUUAGGUGAAAAUAUGUUACAGCUGGUGUGGGAGAGAGAUUUAUGUUUGGAUGUGUUUGGGGCAUUGCCCAAACUUCAGGUUCUACAUCUGAAUAACAACUACCUUAGUGCUCUUCCACAGGACAUUUUUAGAGGUCUAACAUCUCUUAAAAUGCUUAACCUGGCUUCCAACCUGUUGUCUCAUCUUUCUCCUGGGCUUUUCCCACAAAGCCUAACAAACCUAAACUUAUCUGGAAACCAGCUGUUUUCCCCUGAGCCUGAAGUCUUUAUGACUUUGAGAAUUCUGGAUAUAACACAUAAUAAUUAUGUCUGUGACUGUGCUUUAAAGAGCCUGCUGGUGUGGCUGAAUGAAACCAAUGUAACCCUGGCUGGCUCCCAGUCUGACAGGUACUGUGUGUACCCCCCUGCCUUUGAAGGGGUACCGCUGUCUCAUCUGACAUACGAUGAUUGUGAUGAAGAUGAACUCCAGCAGGCACUCAGAUUCUCACUAUUCAUCAUCUCCUUGGUCAUUCCUUUGAUGUUUCUGGUGACAGUCAUCAUUUUUACUCGCUGCCGGGGCACUUGUUUCAACUGGUAUAAAACCAUCACCAAAAGACUGAUAGACAACCAACCACAAGUAGCAGAUAAAAGUGAAUACAAAUACGAUGCUUAUCUGUGCUACAGCAAAAAUGACUUUGAAUGGGUCCAGAAUUCUUUGCUAAAGCAUCUGGAUUCACAGUAUUUUGAUAAAAACAGAUUUACCUUGUGUUUUGAGGAAAGAGAUUUCUUGCCUGGGGAAGAACACAUCAGCAAUAUUCGUGAUGCCAUUUGGAACAGCAGAAAAACAAUCUGCAUUGUGACCAGGCAGUUUCUCAAAGAUGGGUGGUGUGUGGAAGCCUUUAAUUUUGCCCAGAGCAGGUACUUCUGUGAUCUGAAGGAUGUCCUCAUUAUGGUAGUGGUUGGGUCACUUUCUCAGUAUCAACUGAAGAAACACAAACCAAUUCGGAACUUCUUGCAAAGGAGUCAGUACUUGCGGUGGCCUGAAGAUUAUCAAGAUGUAGAAUGGUUUUUAGACAACCUUUCUUGCCAAAUUCUGAAGGAAAAAAAAGUGCAAAGGAAAACCAGUGGUCUAGAGCUGCAGCCUAUAGCAACUGUCUCACAGUGA